Salvia splendens (bonfire salvia) is the source of this 1410-nucleotide messenger RNA. RefSeq lists its product as uncharacterized. Bases 1 to 1044 code for a protein of 347 amino acids. The record is from RefSeq and is a predicted model, not a curated record. The transcript is spliced from 2 exons. NCBI's taxonomy places the organism in Eukaryota, Viridiplantae, Streptophyta, Magnoliopsida, Lamiales, Lamiaceae.
AUGGGUAACGAAUCCGAAACGCAAACGCUUCUAAACGCGGCCGACUAUCUCCUCCAAAGCCGCAACUUCGCCGACUGCAUCAACUACGCCGCCCGCGCCCACGAUUCCGACCCCACCAAUCCCGCACCCGCCAGAAUCCUCUCCACCGCCUCCGUCCUCUCCGCCUCCAAAAUCUCCGCCACUCACCACGAUUACUACGCCGUCCUCAAUCUCCCCUAUUUCGACUCCGAUUCCUCUCGAAUUGACUCCACCUUCGAAACCCUAACUUCAAUUCUCGAUCCCAAUACCAACCGCUGCUCCUUCGCAUCCGAGGCCUUCGAUUUGGCGGUCAAAGCGUGGUCCGUCCUCUCCAAUCCCCUCGAGAAGGCCGGGUUCGAUGCCGAGUUGCAGGCGUUUUUCGAUCCCGCCGCCUCUACCUCCGCUACCUUUUGGACAAUCUGCCCUUAUUGCUAUUACGUCUACGAGUAUGAUAAGGUUUUCGAGGAUUGCUGCUUGAAGUGCCAGAAUCAGAGGUGUAGACGAGUGCUCCACGCCGUGCCGAUUGCGGGGCCUCCGCCGCCGCCGGACGUGGUAGCCAGGGGCCAGUACUGCUGCCCUGGAUUCAUGCCGUUCGCGCUUUGUUCCAACGAUGGAAAGCCAAUUCGUGACAAAUUGUGGUUUCCCUUCGCUCCUUCUCAUCACCUAGGUGAAAUGCCGGAUUUUAAUUCUGCUACAUUUGAAGAUUGCGCUGUUGUUUUAGAUGAUGACAGAUUUGAGGGAACAGGUUCUCAGGGUCAUGUUAAUGGAGAAAAGGCGAGAACGGAAGGAAAUUCAAGAAAGAGGAUGAAAUCCGCGCCCUGGAAAUCGAAGAAGUUGUUGGGUAGAGGGAUUAGUAUCGAGGGCGACGAGGCACAUUUUGUAUACGGAGUUAGAGACGAGAGUUGUUUUAAUGACGAACCCGAGCCUUGUUCGGGGGGACUGGAGUUCCUUAAUGGAGAUGAUGAUGUAUUCGUUAGUUUGCCGUGCGAAUUUGAUAUGGGAAAUGGGAGACCAGUGACCUUGUAAAAUGAUGUUCAUACAACUGACUGAAGCAGGAAGGCUGUGUAUAGACAUGGUGUGAUCCAGUUAAUAGGACGGACACAAGAUUGAAUAUAACAGAGAAAAAUAGAAGUCUACAUUCCUUUCAAUGAUCUGUGGUAAUAUGUGGUUGGAGUUAAGACUGUUAGAAGGAGCUAAUCUUUGGUUCCAUGUCUGAACUUUGUUGGUUCCAGAAAUCCAAUUGACUUGCAGAUUUUAGUUAAAUCAUGUUAUAUUUUCAAGUUUUAUGCUGACUCAUAUCCAUGCAUUUUGCUGGAUUGUUGUUACCUUUGAUCCAUAUUUAUUUGACUGCCUAUGUAACUAUUGGUCUAUGGAUUGUUGGGGUUGGCUUUA